Trametes versicolor FP-101664 SS1 is the source of this 1380-nucleotide messenger RNA. Its product is annotated as Aldo/keto reductase. NCBI's taxonomy places the organism in Eukaryota, Fungi, Basidiomycota, Agaricomycetes, Polyporales, Polyporaceae. The coding region runs from base 216 to 1247 and encodes 343 amino acids. The record is from RefSeq and is a predicted model, not a curated record. The transcript is spliced from 14 exons.
AUCAGGAGACUUGCGUCGUCGAAGAUCCGCGGCUACUCGGGGAUUCUUGACAGCCCUUGCUAGCUACGCAGUGUCAGCAUCGUUCUCGCAUUCGGAGCUCCAAGGGGCGCCUAGGCUCGCUGCGCGGUGCUUAUAUAGCGAUCGCUAAGCUGCGUGGAUGUUCAGGACCCCUUCCCCUCGUAACGUCCUACGCAGAUACAGCCCCUCCCCCGAAAAUGAGCAGCAAGAAGAUGCAAUACGUUCGCCUCGGUAAUUCCGGGUUGAAGGUGUCGAAGAUCAUCCUCGGAUGCAUGUCGUAUGGCUCUCCCGACUGGCAGGGCUGGGUUCUGGGCGAAGAAGAAGGCCUGAAGCACAUCAAGUUUGCCUACGACAACGGCAUCACGACCUUCGACACCGCCAACGUCUACUCGAACGGACUUUCCGAGGUAAUUCUCGGAAAGGCUAUCAAGCAGUUCAACCUUCCGCGCGAAGAGCUCGUCAUCAUGACCAAGGUUUACUUCCCGAGGCCGGACGACCCCGCCAAAGUUGUUUGGGGGGCUGCCGACGCGGAAGCGGCCGGUAUCAUCAACCAGAAGGGGCUGAACCGCAAGCACAUCUUCGACUCGGUGAAGCAGAGCCUGCAGCGCCUGCAACUUGAUUACAUCGAUGUAUUGCAAUGCCACCGCUUCGACUACGACACCCCCAUCGAGGAGACGAUGCAAGCUCUCCAUGACGUCGUUCAGGCGGGAUACGUUCGCUACAUCGGCAUGAGCUCCUGCUUUGCAUAUCAGUUCAGCCAGAUGCAAAACUAUGCCAUCACGAACAAGCUCACGCCGUUCAUCUCCAUGCAGAACCACUACAGCCUCAUCUACCGUGAGGAGGAACGGGAGAUGUUCCCCACGCUGAAGCACUUCGGCGUGGGCUCUAUCCCGUGGUCGCCGCUCGGGCGAGGCAUACUCACGCACCCGCUUAACACGGAGACGCUACGCUCCAAGACCGACGGGUAUCUGCAGAUCUACAACAUACCUGCUAUCCCUGCCAUCGUCAGCCGCGUCGAGGAAUUGUCCAAGAAGAAGGGCGCGAGCAUGGCGCAGAUCGCGACCGCCUGGAUCCUCGCGAAGCCAGGUGUGACCGCACCCAUCAUAGGGACGACGAACCUCAAGAACUUGGAGGACAUCCUCGGCGCGCUCGACGUGAAGCUCACCGAAGAGGACAUCAAGUUCCUCGAGGAGCCCUACGCGCCCGUCGCGAUCGUUGGUCACUCCUAAUGGGUGCUACUUGCUAUCUCCGAACGACGCCCUACUCCCCGUGUGUAGUAGCUGGAACGUGUACGUGUAUGAAUAUAGCACAGAAGAAGGUGGGGAAUGUAAGUAAGAACUUGAAAUGACAUCUGUCCGACGC